AUGCGCUGUAUAUCUCUACCAAUUAUUCUUCUCCUUCUGCCCGUUGUUUGUGACUGCAGACUUAGUUCGAUGUAAGUAUAUACUAUUAGAUUCUCAAAGCUGAUUUCAGAGAUAUAUGCCAAUCCCUAGCCUUGAAUUCAUCGAAGGUUUUGGCAGAUGUCCGCACAAACGACUCGGCCAGGUUGAAUUUUCUGGCAAAUUAUACUGAAGGAUAUAUAAAGUUUGUAUGUGUUGUGUUAUGGUCCAAAAGUAUCUUAACUCGUCAUAAUUUGCAGUGUAACGCCUUAAAAGUGUGCGAUCGAUGUACAGAUGGGUUUAUGGCUUGUCUACAGGCCCAGAAAAACACAUCUGAACUUGUUGUGACGCCUGAGAAAUGCUGCUGCAAUUGCAAUUCGUCCAGGGGAUUUGAAAGUCGGAUGACAAACCUUUUUCUUGGAUUUGUUAUCUUUACUAUUAUAAAAUCUGUGUCUUUACAUUAUAUGUAA
Messenger RNA from Bursaphelenchus xylophilus (pine wood nematode), 485 nucleotides. The record is from the annotation of a GenBank genome assembly. Lineage: Eukaryota; Metazoa; Nematoda; Chromadorea; Rhabditida; Aphelenchoididae.